Molecule: messenger RNA, 1719 nt
Organism: Prorocentrum cordatum
Lineage: Eukaryota; Dinophyceae; Prorocentrales; Prorocentraceae
Source: the annotation of a GenBank genome assembly
GCAGCGCAGAUCCUGUUCGGCAACAUAACGGCGUGGGGCCCGCAGGCCGCCAACUCCUGUCGCAACGCAGGCUUCAAGUACCACCUCAUAGCGCUGGCGGAGACGCACGUCGACGCGAACGGCAUCGCGGAGAAGAGUGGCAAGCUCGCCAUGGACGGCUGGAAGCUGUCGGCCACACCCGCGGUGGCCACCAACAAAUCGGACAAGGGGACCCAUGGCGGCGAGUGGAUCCUCACGCGCAGGGACGUGGCGGCGACCACGCUCGAGGACUACAGGGACUACUACGUCAAGGGCCACAAGAGGCAGCCGUUCGUGGGCUUCACGCCGACAGUCCUCCACUCCAAGAGCGGCAACAUAGUCGUCCUGGCGGCGCACCUGCGCCCUGGCCUACGGGACCAAGGCGCGAACAGGGACAUCCUGGUCUCCAUCUCCACCUUCGUGGACAUGCUCAUGGACCCGUGGAUCAUCCUGGCCGACUGGAACUACGAGCCGCACUGGUGGGACAACAAGCCGUGGCUCACGCGAUGGAACGGCACCAUCCUCACCGACCCGAGCUGCGAGGCGACGUGCGACAAGGGCUCGGGUUCCGUGUGCGAUUACGCGAUCGUACGAGCGGACAUCGCCACGCACGUCGGGAUCGAGGUCACGGUGGGCACCGCCGAGCCGUGGCAGUACAAAGCUAUAAAGGUUCCCAAAGCCCUCCCCGCACGAGCCAGACCCAAGAAGGUCGCGGACCCGAGCAGCAAAAGGUCCAAGGCUCGUGCGGAGGCGUUGCGAACCAGGAGGGAAAGGCUACCAGAGCACUUGCGCGACGAGUUCGACGCCCUCUACAUCAACCGCGAGACGGCCAAGGAGGACCCCACCCCCUUCGUCAUCCCCCAGCAGAACUGGGACGCAGCCGCCGACGAGGUCAGCAACUUCCCGAAGUUCGAUGGCGCAAAGGCCGGCACCAAGGAGGGCAGAGGACACAUCUUCCACAACCACGCGCCGAACCUCGCGGAGAACAUCAACUCGAAGUACGCGCAGUGGAUCGCGACCCUGGAGCUCGCCGUCCUGGAGACGCACGCGGUCCCCGACGAGGACAGGGCCAGGUACCAGGGCAGGGCAGGGGGGCACAGGACCACCAAGCAGACGAUGAAGGCGUCGCCUGGCAGAGCGUACCUCAAGGACCCCGAGGCUACAUGGUGGCAGCACCUCAGCACCCUCGUGGCGAGGUACACCGCGCUGGUCACCAACGGCAAGGACCCCAAAGCCCGCCAGCACAUCCACAAGACAGCCAUGAAAAAGCUGGACGACCUAGAGAACCCUGAGUUCUCCAAGGAGCACUUCGGCAGGAGAACCGACCCGCAGGAGAUCGAAGAGUGGAAGACCCAGCUCGUCACCCUCGAGUACUGCGACGUGGCUGACUUGCACCACAGCAGCGCCACCACCAUGGAGUGGACCCACAAAGCUAUGGCGAGAGCUGCAGGCAGAGCGCGAAAACGGUAUCUCGACUGGGCGAAGCAGGCGUGGAAGGACUCACCAGGCAAGCUGCACCGCAUGGUCACCGACCCCAAGGCGCCGCGCCUGAAGGACAAGCAGCCUCAGAGAACGGUGGGCGACCCAUCCACGCUCAUGAACCACUCUGCCGACACUUGGCGCUCCAUCUGGGCGUCCGACAGCUACAACGCCAAGCAGAUCAUCAGCGCAUACGAGAAGGCCAUGCGGCUCGCGAAGGAG